CGACUGCUCUGACUCCCGCCCGCCUCCGCGGUGCGCGCCGGGGGUGGUCCGCAGCAGGGUCCGCUCUCCGCGCCAGGUGCGCCGCGCGCCCGGCUCAGCCAUGUCGUCCUGCAGCCGCGUGGCGCUGGUGACCGGGGCCAACAAGGGCAUCGGCCUCGCCAUCGCGCGCGACCUGUGCCGGCAGUUCUCGGGGGACGUGGUGCUCACGGCGCGGGACGUGGCGCGGGGCCAGGCGGCCGUGCAGCAGCUGCAGGCGGAGGGCCUGAGCCCGCGCUUCCACCAGCUGGACAUCGACGACCUGCAGAGCAUCCGCGCCCUGCGCGAGUUCCUGCUCAGGGAGUACGGGGGCCUCGACGUGCUGGUCAACAACGCGGGCAUCGCCUUCAAAACUGCUGAUCCCACACCCUUUCAUAUUCAAGCAGAAGUAACGAUGAAAACAAACUUUUUUGGUACCCGAGAUGUCUGCACAGAGUUACUGCCUCUAAUAAAACCCCAAGGUGAAGUGGUGAACGUGUCGAGCACAGUGAGCCUCAGGGCCCUUAAAAGCUGCAGCCCCAAUCUGCAGCAGAAGUUCCGCAGUGAGACCAUCACGGAGGAGGAGCUGGUAGGGCUCAUGAACAAGUUUGUGGAGGAUACGAAGAAUGGAGUGCACCAGAAAGAGGGGUGGCCCAAUACCGCAUAUGGGGUGACGAAGAUCGGAGUCACAGUCCUGUCCAGAAUCCAUGCCCGGAAACUGAGCGAGGAGAGGAAAGGGGACAAGAUCCUCCUAAAUGCCUGCUGCCCAGGGUGGGUGAGAACCGACAUGGCAGGACCCAAGGCCACCAAGAGCCCAGAAGAAGGAGCAGAAACCCCUGUGUACUUGGCCCUUUUGCCCCCAAAUGCUGAGGGACCUCACGGACAGUUUGUUUCAGAGAAGAAGGUUGAACAGUGGUGAGCUGGAGUUAACGCUUCACCCAUGGCCUUGUUUUGUACCCUGUCUUGACCCAAAGGACAUUCACAAUGUCAAAAAUAUCCCUAUCCUUCCCCCUAAAAAUUGAAACAUCCCCAUCAAGUACUCAUUACUAACAUACUACUGAUUGAGUAGGCUACUUCUUCAGUUGACUGCUAAUUCUGUGAAGUCUUUUGUGAUUUACUCUCACGUAGGGAAAGGCAAUGUGUAAUUGUCAAAACUAAUGAAUGAAAAUCAAUAGAUGAAUAAAUAGUUCUUUCUGAAUGUC
Molecule: messenger RNA, 1217 nt
Organism: Carlito syrichta (Philippine tarsier)
Lineage: Eukaryota; Metazoa; Chordata; Mammalia; Primates; Tarsiidae
Product: carbonyl reductase [NADPH] 1
Exons: 3
Coding region: 101-934 (277 amino acids)
Molecular function (GO): carbonyl reductase (NADPH) activity
Source: RefSeq, a predicted model, not a curated record